ACAUUGACAGACUUUGUGAAAUGGCUUGGAAGAGAAGGAAAAUGCAAGGUGGAUGAGGGUGAAGGAUGGUUUGUACAGCAUGUAGACCGUGACCCAGAAACAAUUGCCAUGCAAGAAGCUGUUCCCCGCAAGGAGAAGAUCGACAGAGACGACCAAGAGAUGAUGAUGGCCUUUACUAAAAAGCAAAUUGAGAAGGGGAAAGAAAGUUCCAAGAAUGACACACCCAUCUUCACGGAGUUUGUGCGACCAAGAGAGCAACAUAAAAUUGUUGUAAAUUUGAAGGUAGAAAGAAAAAGGGAUGAGGACAUGAAAAAUAAAAUUUUGGUGGCAAGUAAUGCAUUGAAGAAUGGUUCUUCAGCAGAAAACAAAAAAGACUCUAGAGAAUCUGGAAGAAGGAGAGGUGAAAGGAGAUUAUCAGCCCUUGGUGAGAUCAUUAAAGAUGAAGAGAAC
Cryptotermes secundus is the source of this 450-nucleotide messenger RNA. Its product is annotated as DNA/RNA-binding protein KIN17-like. Lineage: Eukaryota; Metazoa; Arthropoda; Insecta; Blattodea; Kalotermitidae. Gene Ontology annotation, cellular component: nucleus. Gene Ontology annotation, molecular function: double-stranded DNA binding. Gene Ontology annotation, biological process: DNA replication; DNA damage response. The record is from RefSeq and is a predicted model, not a curated record. The annotation marks the transcript as partial. The transcript has a single exon.